AUGGAGCUACAAUGCAAUAUGUGGAGAUGGUGGGAAGCUGUGAUGGAUUCAGCAGGGGAGGCGAAUAGAGCUGAACGCAUCCAACUCACGGUAAAUGUCCUUUGGCAGCUAUGGAAAGCUAGGAACAAAAUGGUGUUCCAGAUGGAGAACGUGGAUGCAAAAGCUAUUGUCGACAAAGUUCAACUGGAGUGGCUGGAAUAUAUUGCGGCUAAUGAAACAGACCACCAAACACAUGCUUCACCAGAAAUGGAGAUUGUGAAAGCUCAAGGGAUCAUAGGAAGAAGAAGAAGCGAUGCGGCCACAGAGGAAUCACUGGCCAUCAGAGCCGCAUUGGAGAUGGCUCAGCUUGCAAGAUGGACAAAAAUAGAAGUCCAAUCUGACUGCAAGAAUAUUGUGAGCUCCAUUAACUUGGGCAAUGUUCAGGAUUGUAAACUUCAAACAAUCCUAGAAGACAAUGAGGCCCUAAAGAAUAGCUUUGAUAGCUGUCUGUUCUCUUUUGCUCUCAGAACCGUGAAUGUUUGUAGUCAUGCACUAGCUCAAUUUGCAGUUAGGUCGGUUCGAAAUUUUGAAUGGAUAGAUUCAUUUCCAAUAUGGCUAUCACAGAUAGCUAGUAAGGAUACGGGGUAG
This is a messenger RNA of Coffea arabica (coffee), 627 nucleotides long. RefSeq lists its product as uncharacterized. NCBI's taxonomy places the organism in Eukaryota, Viridiplantae, Streptophyta, Magnoliopsida, Gentianales, Rubiaceae. The record is from RefSeq and is a predicted model, not a curated record. Gene Ontology annotation, molecular function: RNA-DNA hybrid ribonuclease activity; nucleic acid binding.